AUGUUCCAAACUCAAGCCAGUCCAGCCGAGCCGAAGAGCGAGUCGCCGUUUUCCUGUGUGGAUCUGUGCGUGGUUUGCGGUGAUAAGGCGAUCGGAAAACAUUAUGGAGCUACAAGUUGCAACGGGUGCAAGGGAUUCUUCAGACGGAGGUAAGACUGGUUUUCAUACUUGUCGAUUUUUUUGUUCUGAAAUAGCUCUCCUUUAUGCCAAAUUUUAACCUAUUUCCGGUCUUUUUCUCUUCCCUCAACAUGCAAACUUAACGUCCCACGUUUUCCCAAUUUUUUAUCGCAACCCCUAAAAAAGUUGUACUCCCUAAAGCGAAGGCUAUUUGUCGAAGCCCCAGGUCAUCGGAACGCACGUUGCAGCCGAAAGAGCGACCGUUUUCCGUGACGUAAUCUCGCCGAUUGAACUUUCCUCUUUUCUGUCUCUUCUCUGGUUGCCCUCCUCGCGCAGCGCGAUCUUUGGCGAACGUUUUUGAAACGUUUGUUGACAAAUUGUUCAAGGUUCCGCAAAUAAAUGGAUGGGGGUUACGGUAGGAACGGGGCGAGUGAGUAAAUACGGAAGAUUCUUGAGAAUUGCAGGGAUUGGGAAAAUUGCCAAAAUGCCAUGCUAUUCACAAAUUUUAAAAUAAAGGUGCCUUCGGAUCAAUUAGACAAGUAAUCCUCAUAUAUCCUUAAUCAGCUAAUUUAACAAGAUCACGAGAAGAUUGUGAAAUCCUUGAAAAGAAUACCUCAAAGAACAGGAUAGCCACUUGUUGGGCAAAUUUCUGAGCCAUGCUUACAGAAAACACACAACCUUUAGUUUCUAGCAAAGUUAUCAAACGUCGUUUAACUUUCGGAAAGUUACGCGAUUUAUAAUAAAAUUACCAGCACUUCUCAGGAAUGAAUAUGCUUUCUUGAAAUACUUCUAUUUUUACUACCCUCUCACCUAAUGCCUUGAAAAAUUUCAGCGUUUGGCAGAACCUCCAAUACACCUGCCGUUUCAACAAACAAUGCAAAGUGGACAAGGAUCAUCGUAAUGCAUGCCGCUACUGUCGUUUCCAGAAAUGCCUUGCCGAUGGCAUGAAGCCGGAGGCAAUUCAGAACGAGCGAGAUCGCAUUGGCUCCACCAAGAGGAGUCGCAAGCGGACGUUGCCAAGUCUUGAAUCCGGUUCGCCCGAACUCUUCCACGGCACCGUCGGUUCGCCGCUGGACGAACGCAACAGCGACACCGAUGACGCCUCGACUUCGUCGGCAUCGUUAAGUCAAGGCAAGCAAUUGGAUGAAAAUUGGAGAAAUUUAAUGGAGAAUCUGCAAAGCAUAGAGCAAAAGGUUUCGGUCAAUCAUAAAGAGAAGCUGGGCAACUUUAAUGUGAGACAACUCGGAAUUCAGGUAGGAAAAUCGAAGAUCUACUGUCAGUGAAGACAAAGUUCAUCGAUCCAAACAUUUCUCAAUGCGCUUUUUCAGGCUAUAAUUGACUGGUCCAACAUGCUGCAGCCGCUUGCUGAUCUCCCCUUCAACGACCGAGUGCAGAUCCUGAAGGCCAGCACAAAUGCAUUUGCUCUCCUCACCGUUCUUCAGCGCUCUCAAAACUCGAAUCAUCUCAUUUUGCCCGACAAUUCUGCUCUUUCGUUGUCAGCAUUAUACUCCAACGAAGUUUCCAGCAUCAUCAACCGCAUUAUGGACGAACUCCUGGCCCCACUGAGACGGAUGAGCGUGGAACAAAUUGAGUUCUCCGUUCUCAAAUCGCUGGUCCUUCUUCAAAGCGAUUUGUCCGGCCUCAGUGUAAUGUCCAGAGACCGGGUUCGGGAAGCGAGAGAUCAGAUUAGCCGUGCAGUCUUCACGUAUUUAUCGACCAAACUCAGCCCGAUUGAUGCUUCACUCCGUCUCACAAACCUUCUUCUGACCAUCCCAUCAAUAUUCAACAUCGCCAAUGCAGUGAACGAGAACUCUCAAUUGGCAGCGCUGUUUGGGCUCAGCGCCGCGGUCGCAAAUUUGCCAGAGGGCGAGCUGUUUAAGAAAGAUGGCAACCCAAGUGAAUUGUUCAGCAAUGAAGUUUUGUUGGCUGCGCAGAUCCUGGCCACCCAACGUCAAACGCAAAGUUUUGGGGCUGUUAGCGCGGCGAGCUCGUUGAUUACAACUACUGCUGCCAGUGGGUUGAAUAUUGGAGACUUGCCGGUAUGUUUUCUUCUUCCAGCCCCAAAGCAAAAGCCUUAUAUUAAGUUUUUAAAGUAAUCAAAUUUGUUUCAGAUUUUCUCCGCUCCACAGACUCAGCUCCAAUUCUCAGAUAUCAACUCGAUGAAGAACUUUCUCAACUAA
Bursaphelenchus xylophilus (pine wood nematode) is the source of this 2297-nucleotide messenger RNA. NCBI's taxonomy places the organism in Eukaryota, Metazoa, Nematoda, Chromadorea, Rhabditida, Aphelenchoididae. The record is from the annotation of a GenBank genome assembly.